This is a messenger RNA of Clunio marinus, 372 nucleotides long. NCBI's taxonomy places the organism in Eukaryota, Metazoa, Arthropoda, Insecta, Diptera, Chironomidae. The record is from the annotation of a GenBank genome assembly.
GGGUUAUUCUGUAAAUUUUGGUUAAUGAAAUUUGGGUUAUUUGUAAAAUUUGGUUUAUUUUGUAAAUUUGGGUUAUUCUGUAAAAUUUGGGUUAUUCUGAAAAAUUGGGUUAGUUAAAUUUAGGUUAUUUAUUAAAUUUGGGUUAAUUUAGUAAGGUUAUUUGUACAAUUGGAUUGAUUUGUUUUUAUACGACUACAUAAACAUACACAUGCAUAUCGUGAAAAAUUGGGUUAGUAAAAUUGGGUUAUUUUGGAAUGCGAAUCGCAAUCACUCGCGAUGGUCGCUCCACCUGGAUUUUGAAUUGACAAUUAAGUUUUUAUCGACAGUUUUUAUCGCUAACUUAUUUCGAGCGAAAUUAAUAGAACUUAAUGU